Hordeum vulgare subsp. vulgare (domesticated barley) is the source of this 2231-nucleotide messenger RNA. RefSeq names its product pentatricopeptide repeat-containing protein At1g09900-like. The record is from RefSeq and is a predicted model, not a curated record. Lineage: Eukaryota; Viridiplantae; Streptophyta; Magnoliopsida; Poales; Poaceae. The coding region runs from base 57 to 1985 and encodes 642 amino acids. Gene Ontology annotation, molecular function: protein binding. The transcript is spliced from 2 exons.
CCACUGCUCCAUCCAAUGUCUGAAAAAAUGUCUAUCUAGUCCAGCUUGGCGAGGGAAUGGCAACGCAACGUCCGCUAUCCAGUGGCCUCCACGACGCGCUGGCUCUCACCACAGCUCGUCCUCCACGUCUGGCCAUGCUCGCUCCGCCCAACUCGCAGAUGCUCACCUCCUCGCUCCCGGCCCCAGCCACCAAGCCCAAACCCGCCGCCGCCACCUCCGUCUCCGUCUCCGCCGCGGCCACGGCCCCCCUCGACGCAGGCGGGAGCGGCCGCCUGUCCGCGCUCAUCCGCUCCCUCUGCGCCGCCGGCCGGACCGCCGACGCCGCGCGCGCGCUUGACACGGCCGGUGAUGCCGCCGGCGUCGUCGCCUACAACGCCAUGAUCGCUGGGUACUGCCGCGCCGGCCAGGUCGCCGCCGCGCGCCGCCUCGCGGCCGCCGUCCCGGUCCCGCCCAACGCUUACACCUACUUCCCCAUCGUGCGCAGCCUCUGCGCGCGGGGACUGAUCGCCGACGCGCUCACGGUGCUCGACGAAAUGCCGCUCAGGGGCUGCGCGGCCACCCCGCCCAUGUGCCACGUCAUCCUGGAGGCCGCGUGCAGGGGCGGCGGGUUCAGGAGCGCCGUGAGGGCUCUCCAGGUGCUGCACGCCAAGGGCUGCACGCUCGACUCCGGCAACUGCAACCUCGUCGUCAGCGCCAUCUGCGAGCAAGGGUGCGUGGACGAGGGAGUGGAGCUGCUGAGGAAGCUGCCAUCCUUUGGUUGUGAGCCGGAUAUUGUUAGCUACAACGCAGUGCUCAAGGGCCUGUGUAUGGCCAAGAGAUGGGACGACGUGGAGGAGCUCAUGGUCGAGAUGGUUAGGGUGCAUGAGGCCCUUUCGCAGAUGCCGGAGCAUGGGUGCACACCGGACUUAAGGAUGUACGCGACCAUCAUCGACGGGAUUUGCAAGGACGGGCAUCACGAGGUUGCAAACGAUAUUUUGAGCAGGAUGCCUUCUUAUGGUCUCAAGCCCAAUGUUGUCUGCUACAACACUGUGUUGAAGGGCCUAUGCAGUGCUGAGCGGUGGGAGGAAGCUGAGGACUUGCUCGCUGAGAUGUUUCAGGAGGAUUGCCCCCUCGAUGACGUGACAUUCAAUAUACUCGUCGAUUUCUUCUGCCAAAAUGGGUUGGUCGACAGGGUAAUUGAACUUCUUGAGCAGAUGUUGGAGCAUGGUUGCAUACCGGAUGUCAUCACAUACACUACCGUAAUCAAUGGCUUUUGCAAAGAAGGGCUUGUUGACGAAGCUAUCAUGCUUUUGAAAAAUAUGUCAGCCUGUGGAUGCAAGCCAAAUACCAUAAGCUAUACUAUUGUGUUGAAAGGUUUGUGCAGAGCGGAGCGGUGGGUAGAUGCCCAGGAGCUGAUCUCUCAUAUGAUUCAACAAGGCUGUCUUCCGAAUCCUGUUACAUUUAACACGCUCAUCAAUUUCAUGUGCAAAAAGGGAUUGGUGGAGCAGGCAAUUGAACUUCUUAAGCAGAUGUUAGUGAAUGGAUGCAGUCCUGACCUUAUUAGCUACAGUACGGUGAUUGAUGGACUUGGUAAAGCUGGUAAGACGGAGGAAGCAUUGGAGCUGUUAAAUGUUAUGAUCAACAAAGGGAUCACCCCAAAUACGAUAAUUUAUUCAUCAAUGGCAUCCGCUCUGUCUAGAGAAGGUAGAACCGACAAGAUUAUUCAGAUGUUUGACAGUAUCCAAGAUGCCACAGUGAGGUCUGAUGCAGCGCUUUACAAUGCUGUCAUUUCUUCGCUUUGCAAAAGAUGGGAGACUGAUCGAGCCAUUGAUUUUUUUGCCUACAUGGUGUCGAAUGGGUGCAUGCCCAAUGAAUCAACCUACACUAUACUUAUUAGAGGUUUAGCUAGCGAGGGAUUGGUAAGGGAGGCACAAGAUUUGCUGAGUGAACUGUGCUCAAGAAGAGCUGUAAGACAGCACUUGGUGAGACAUUUUGGUAUUGUAUGAACCAACAGUACCGCUAGAUGCUGAUGGGAGGAGAUUAUUGUGGUGGCAUUGCCAGGAUGGAUUUGCCUACUUGAAGCUUCAGCAGCUCAUGAAGUUCGGUAGGCGCGAAUCCGUGAAAUCUUGUAGCUCGCUCUUGUUUUGCACUGUAUGAUGUAGUGGCUUCUAAUUGUAGUUUCUGAUAGGUCAAAGGUGCGUAGUAAAGUUAUGCAUACGGCACUAUUUUCAGUGAAAUUCUUAUUGUGGGUA